Molecule: messenger RNA, 888 nt
Organism: Pestalotiopsis fici W106-1
Lineage: Eukaryota; Fungi; Ascomycota; Sordariomycetes; Amphisphaeriales; Sporocadaceae
Exons: 2
Coding region: 1-888 (295 amino acids)
Biological process (GO): TOR signaling
Cellular component (GO): cytosol
Source: RefSeq, a predicted model, not a curated record
AUGACUACGCCCGUGACCCAGACCAUGGGCCCGCCGGGCCACAUCACGUCGCCCACGGAACCGUACCCGAGCCCAGAAGCCCUGGCCAGGGCGACGACGACACACCGACAAGGCCGCUUCGCCAUCAGCACGCGCAAGCUGCCCAUUUCCAAGGCGGGGCCGAUCGACGCCAUGUCGGCGGACCUGGGGAUCCCGAUCCCGGAAAUGAUCUUUGGCGACAACCUGGUGCGCGUGGCCCACGACGGGAGCGGCUGGUCCGUGGCGUUUACGGCGCGCGACGCCCUCGACGCCGUCGACAAGACGGGCGACAAGAUGCUCCAGGUCUCGUAUGCCCGGGACUGGUCGGCCAGCCGCGAGAGGACGAGCGCCGGGAUCCAAGAGGUGGUCAAGCCGUUUGAUUGGAGCUACAGCACCGAGUACCGGGGGACGGUAGCAGUGGAACAAGAGGGGGCCGCCAACAAGUCCUUUGCGCCGUCGGAUCGGCCCAUUCCCAUUGAGCUGCUCAAGCGCCGGGACCCGAUCCUCUUCUUCGACGACGUCAUCCUGUACGAGAGCGAAAUGGACGACAAUGGCAUUAGCAUCUACAGCGUCAAAGUGCGCGUCCACGAGGAGCGCAUGUUGCUGCUAGCCCGCUUGUUUAUGCGCCUCGAUAACGUCGUGGUGCGUAUUAGGGAUACCCGCAUCUAUGUCGAUUUCGCCACCGAGGAGGUUAUUCGCGAGUACACGGCCAAGGAGGCUGGUUUUGAGGACGUCAAGAGGAAACUGCUCAUGACGGGUCUCCGACCUGAUGAGGUGCCCGCUGCCUUGAGAGACGCCAACCAGAUUGCCGAGCUGCUCAAAGACAGAAUUGUGGAUGGAUCGCUUGAAAGCGUGAAAUUAGGAUCAUGA